This is a messenger RNA of Mucor mucedo, 926 nucleotides long. Its product is annotated as 60S ribosomal protein L16. The coding region runs from base 1 to 609 and encodes 202 amino acids. The record is from RefSeq and is a predicted model, not a curated record. Gene Ontology annotation, molecular function: mRNA binding; structural constituent of ribosome. Gene Ontology annotation, biological process: translation; negative regulation of translation. Gene Ontology annotation, cellular component: ribosome; cytosolic large ribosomal subunit. Lineage: Eukaryota; Fungi; Mucoromycota; Mucoromycetes; Mucorales; Mucoraceae. The transcript is spliced from 3 exons.
AUGUCUACUUUUGAAAAGACCAUUGUUAUUGACGGUAAAGGUCAUCUCCUCGGUCGUCUUGCCAGUAUUAUUUCUAAGCAAGCACUCAAUGGCCAAAAGGUUGUUGUUGUCCGUUGUGAAGCUUUGAACGUUUCUGGUGAAUUCUUCCGUAACAAGUUGAAGUACCAUGCUUAUCUCAACAAGCGUUGUCUUGUCAACCCCACGCGUGGUCCUUUCCAUUUCCGUGCUCCUUCUCGUAUCUUGUAUAAGGCCAUUCGUGGUAUGGUUCCUCACAAGACUGCUCGUGGAGCUGCUGCUUUGGAUCGCAUUAAGCUUUUCGAAGGUGUCCCCGCUCCUUAUGACCGUACCAAGCGUAUGGUGAUCCCUGCUGCUCUUCGUGUGCUCCGUCUUAAGCCUGGUCGUAAGUAUACUACCAUUGGCCGUGUCUCCCACGAAGUCGGAUGGAAGUAUCAAGAUGUUGUUGCCAAGCUUGAAGAAAAGCGUAAGGCCAAAUCUGCUGCUUAUUAUCAACGCAAGACUGCUCUUGCUGCCAUUCAAAAGAAGGCUGUUGAUUCUAAGGCUGAUUCCAUCAAGGAAAUUAACUCUGCCAUUGCCGCUCUUGGUUAUUAAAAGCACAAACAAGAAAACAAACAAAAAAAAAGAGAAGACAGCAUGUACAUAAAAAAGUGAUUUAAAAAAAAAAUGUGUGUUUAGGUAUAUAUUAACAGGGCCUAAUCUUUUGUUUCACUUUGUUGAGCUGCGAAUCGACUUCACCCAACAUUUCUUCUAAUUGAUCUUUUCUUCUCCGAGACAAUGCUAUUUUCUUUGAGAUAUCAGCAGACUAUAUUUAAGGGGUUAAUUCGACACACGCUUAUUUGUUUGUAAUACGUGAAAAUACGCUAAAAUAAAGCUUAUAACGCGUACCUUUCUUUUCGCCAUGGACGUAU